UCUCUCUAUUUGUGACGAGAGAGAGAGAAAGUGAAAGUAAGUUAGAGUUCAUCUGUCGCCAUUUUAUGCUGUUAAAAUACGAACACGAGCGUCAAAGUGUUUAAUAGAAACGUUUAUCAAAGUUUAUGCAGGAAUUUCCGUGUAUCUUUAUGAUGUUAAAGCUGGAGGAUUUGAGAACCUGUAACUUGUGAAAGUUUGAUCAAGUGGAGGAGAUCAAACUCAUCAGAUUCUCCUGCAGCUUCAUCAUGGGUGAUUCACAAGGAUCCAGAGAUGGAGAUUUUUCUCCAGGAUGCAGUUCAGUCCAGCAGAAGAGCUCAAACCCAGAGUCCAGCUGUGUGUCUGUGAAGAGUAACUGGUCUAUGAUUGAGCCAACAAAUUUUAAGAGUGGAAACACACAGCCUGAUCCCAGGUCAAAUCUUUUAUCCAGUCCAGUUAAAAACAAAACUGUGAACACGCCUGUGAUUCGACCACAAGACUUUAAUGAAAGCAUGAAUCCUGGUUUCAGCCAUGACUCUAAACCUGAGGUCUUAAACACACUGAGAUCAAAUCUGAGAAAGAAGUUUGAGUGUUUGUAUGAGGGAAUAUCAAAGCAGGGAAACCCAACACUCCUGAAUGAGAUCUACACAGAGCUCUACAUCACAGAGAGUGAAAGUGGAGAGAUCAAUAAUGAGCAUGAGGUGAGACAGAUUGAGACACAGUCCAGGAGAGCAGAAACAGAGGACACACCGAUCAAAUGCAGUGACAUCUUUAGACCUUUACCUGGACAAGACAAACCCAUCAGAACUGUGCUGACAAAGGGAGUCGCUGGCAUUGGAAAAACAGUCUCUGUGCAGAAGUUCAUCCUGGACUGGGCUGAAGGGAAAGAGAAUCAGGACGUCCAGCUCAUAUUUCCUCUUCCUUUCAGAGAGAUCAACUUGAUGAAGGACAAAACACUCAGUCUUUCAGAUCUUCUUCAUGUCUUUUUCCCUGAAACAAAAGAAAUGGAAAUAUCCAGUGAUAAGUAUAAAGUUUCCUUCAUCUUUGAUGGUCUGGAUGAGUGUCGUCUGUCUCUGGAUUUUCAGAGCGAUGUGAGGUUGUGUGAUGUGACUGAAUCAGCCUCAGUGGACGUGCUGCUGACGAACCUCAUUGCGGGGAAUCUGCUUCCCUCUGCUCUCAUCUGGAUCACCUCCAGACCAGCAGCAGCUGAUCUCGUCCCCUCUGAGUGUGUCCAUCGAGUGACAGAGGUACGAGGCUUCAGUGACCCACAGAAGCAGGAAUACUUCAGGAAGAGAAUCAGUCAUAAGAGACUUGCCGACAGGAUCAUCUCACACCUGAAGUCAUCAAGGAGCCUCUUUAUUAUGUGUCACAUCCCAGUGUUCUGCUGGAUCUCAGCCACUGUUCUAGAGAAGAUGUUGAGUGAAGCAGAGAGUGGAGAGAUUCCCAAGACUCUGACUCAAAUGUACACACACUUCCUGAUCCUUCAGACCAACAUCAAACAUGAGAAGGACUAUGAGAAGAAAGUGAAAGAUGAAGACAUGAUUGUCAAACUGGGGAAACUGGCAUUUCAGCAGCUUGUGAAAGGCAACCUGAUCUUCUAUGAGGAAGACCUGAGAGAGUGUGGCAUUGAUGUGACAGAAGCAUCAGUGUACUCAGGAUUGUGCACUCAGAUCUUCAGAGAGGAGUUGGGCUUGUAUCAGGGGAAAGUCUUCUGCUUUGUUCAUCUGAGCAUUCAGGAACAUCUAGCAGCUCUAUAUGUGCAUCUCUCCUUUAUAAACAAGAACAUCAAUGUGUUUGACCAGAUUACCAAACCAACUAAAGCUUCACUAUCUGAUCUCCAUCAGAGAGCUGUGGAUGAGGCUUUAGACUGUAAAAAUGGGCAUCUGGACCUUUUCCUUCGUUUCCUUCUGGGUCUGUCAGUGGAGUCUAAUCAGAGUCUCUUACAAGAACUAAAGACACGGACAGGAAACAGCUCUCACAACAAUGAGAAAACAGUUCACUAUAUCAAAGAGAAGAUCAGUGAGAAUCCCUCUCCAGAUAAAUACAUCAAUCUGUUUCACUGUCUGAAUGAACUGGGUGAUCUUUCACUAGUGAAUGAAGCUGAACCUCAUAUGAGCUCUGGAGGAUUACGUAAUGUGAAAAUCUCCUCAUCUCAGUGGUCAGCUUUAGUUUUUGUGUUUUUGACCUCAGAGGAGACAAUGCAGGAGUUUAACAUGAGCAGCUUAAUUGGAUACACAAAUAAUCAUGACGCAGUAAAUACAGGAGAUGAAGUUCUUCAGAAGAUGCUGCCUGUGGUUACAGCAACUAGAUCAGCUAGGUUGAAGGAUUGUGGUGUCACAGAUGAAGGUUGUGCUGCUCUGGCUUCAGCUCUGAGAUCAAACCCCUCACACCUGAGAGAACUGGAUCUGUCUAGGAAUAAACUAGGAGACUCGGGAGUGAAGAUGAUUUCUGCUGUACUGGAGAAUCCUCACUGUAAACUGGAGGAACUAGAGUUGGGGUAUUGUGGUGUCACAGAUGAAGGUUGUGCUGCUCUGGCUUCAGCUCUGAGAUCAAACCCCUCACACCUGAGAAAACUGUAUCUGUCUGGGAAUAAACUAGGAGACUCGGGAGUGAAGAUGAUUUCUGCUGUACUGGAGAAUCCUCACUGUAAACUGGAGGAACUGUGGUUGAGGGAUUGUGGUGUCACAGAUGAAGGUUGUGCUGCUCUGGCUUCAGCUCUGAGAUCAAACCCCUCACACCUGAGACAACUGAAUCUGUCUAGGAAUAAACUAGGAGACUCGGGAGUGAAGAUGAUUUCUGCUGUACUGGAGAAUCCUCACUGUAAACUGGAGGAACUGUGGUUGGAGUAUUGUGGUGUCACAGAUGAAGGUUGUGCUGCUCUGGCUUCAGCUCUGAGAUCAAACCCCUCACACCUGAGACAACUGUAUCUGUCUGGGAAUAAUCUAGGAGACUCGGGAGUGAAGAUGAUUUCUGCUGGACUGGAGAAUCCUCACUGUAAACUGGAGGAACUGAGGUUGGAGGAUUGUGGUGUCACAGAUGAAGGUUGUGCUGCUCUGGCUUCAGCUCUGAGAUCAAACCCCUCACACCUGAGAAAACUGGAUCUGUCUGAGAAUAAACUAGGAGACUCGGGAGUGAAGAUGAUUUCUGCUGUACUGGAGAAUCCUCACUGUAAACUGGAGGAUCUGUGGUUGAGGGAUUGUGGUGUCACAGAUGAAGGUUGUGCUGCUCUGGCUUCAGCUCUGAGAUCAAACCCCUCACACCUGAGAGAACUGGAUCUGUCUAGGAAUAAUCUAGGAGACUCGGGAGUGAAGAUGAUUUCUGCUGUACUGGAGAAUCCUCACUGUAAACUGGAGGAACUAGAGUUGAGGGUUUGUGGUGUCACAGAUGAAGGUUGUGCUGCUCUGGCUUCAGCUCUGAGAUCAAACCCCUCACACCUGAGAAAACUGUAUCUGUCUGGGAAUAAACUAGGAGACUCGGGAGUGAAGAUGAUUUCUGCUGUACUGGAGAAUCCUCACUGUAAACUGGAGAAUCUGUGGUUGUUUAAUUGUGGUGUCACAGAUGAAGGUUGUGCUGCUCUGGCUUCAGCUCUGAGAUCAAACCCCUCACACCUGAGAGAACUGGAUCUGUCUGGGAAUAAACUAGGAGACUCGGGAGUGAAGAUGAUUUCUGCUGUACUGGAGAAUCCUCACUGUAAACUGGAGAAACUAGAGUUGAGGGAUUGUGGUGUCACAGAUGAAGGUUGUGCUGCUCUGGCUUCAGCUCUGAGAUCAAACCCCUCACACCUGAGAAAACUGUAUCUGUCUAGGAAUAAACUAGGAGACUCGGGAGUGAAGAUGAUUUCUGCUGUACUGGAGAAUCCUCACUGUAAACUGGAGAAACUGUGGUUGAUGGAUUGUGGUGUCACAGAUGAAGGUUGUGCUGCUCUGGCUUCAGCUCUGAGAUCAAACCCCUCACACCUGAGAGAACUGUAUCUGUCUGGGAAUAAACUAGGAGACUCGGGAGUGAAGAUGAUUUCUGCUGGACUGGAGAAUCCUCACUGUAAACUGGAGAAACUAGAGUUGUGGGAUUGUGGUGUCAUAGAUGAAGGUUGUGCUGCUCUGGCUUCAGCUCUGAGAUCAAACCCCUCACACCUGAGACACCUGGAUCUGUCUUGGAAUAAACUAGGAGACUCAGGAGUGAAGAUGAUUUCUGCUGUACUGGAGAAUCCUCACUGUAAACUGGAGGAUCUGAGGUUGAGGGAUUGUGGUGUCACAGAUGAAGGUUGUGCUGCUCUGGCUUCAGCUCUGAGAUCAAACCCCUCACACCUGAGAGAACUGGAUCUGUCUGGGAAUAAUCUAGGAGACUCAGGAGUAAAGAUGAUUUCUGCUGUACUGGAGAAUCCUCACUGUAAACUGGAGGAUCUGGGGUUGAGUUAUUGUGGUGUCACAGAUGAAGGUUGUGCUGCUCUGGCUUCAGCUCUGAGAUCAAACCCCUCACACCUGAGACAACUGCAUCUGUCUGAGAAUAAACUAGGAGACUCGGGAGUGAAGAUGAUUUCUGCUGUACUGGAGAAUCCUCACUGUAAACUGGAGGAUCUGUGGUUGAAGGAUUGUGGUGUCACAGAUGAAGGUUGUGCUGCUCUGGCUUCAGCUCUGAGAUCAAACCCCUCACACCUGAGAGAACUGUAUCUGUCUAGGAAUAAUCUAGGAGACUCGGGAGUGAAGAUGAUUUCUGCUGGACUGGAGAAUCCUCACUGUAAACUGGAGGAUCUGGGGUUGGAGGAUUGUGGUGUCACAGAUGAAGGUUGUGCUGCUGUGGCUUCAGCUCUGAGAUCAAACCCCUCACACCCGAGAGAACUGGAUCUGUCUAGGAAUAAACUAGGAGACUCGAGAGUGAAGAUGAUUUCUGCUGUAAUGAAGAAUCCUCACUGUAAACUGGAGAAUCUGUGGUUGUGGGAUUGUGGUGUCACAGAUGAAGGUUGUGCUGCUCUGGCUUCAGCUCUGAGAUCAAACCCCUCACACCUGAGAAAACUGUAUCUGUCUGGGAAUAAACUAGGAGACUCGGGAGUGAAGAUGAUUUCUGCUGUACUGGAGAAUCCUCACUGUAAACUGGAGGAACUGUGGUUGGAGUAUUGUGGUGUCACAGAUGAAGGUUGUGCUGCUCUGGCUUCAGCUCUGAGAUCAAACCCCUCACACCUGAGAGAACUGGAUCUGUCUAGGAAUAAUCUAGGAGACUCGGGAGUGAAGAUGAUUUCUGCUGUACUGGAGAAUCCUCACUGUAAACUGGAGGAACUAGAGUUGUGGGAUUGUGGUGUCACAGAUGAAGGUUGUGCUGCUCUGGCUUCAGCUCUGAGAUCAAACCCCUCACACCUGAGAAAACUGUAUCUGUCUGGGAAUAAACUAGGAGACUCGGGAGUGAAGAUGAUUUCUGCUGUACUGGAGAAUCCUCACUGUAAACUGGAGGAACUGUGGUUGAUGGAUUGUGGUGUCACAGAUGAAGGUUGUGCUGCUCUGGCUUCAGCUCUGAGAUCAAACCCCUCACACCUGGGACAACUGUAUCUGUCUGGGAAUAAACUAGGAGACUCGGGAGUGAAGAUGAUUUCUGCUGUACUGGAGAAUCCUCACUGUAAACUGGAGGAUCUGAGGUUGGGGUAUUGUGGUGUCACAGAUGAAGGUUGUGCUGCUCUGGCUUCAGCUCUGAGAUCAAACCCCUCACACCUGAGAAAACUGUAUCUGUCUGGGAAUAAACUAGGAGACUCGGGAGUGAAGAUGAUUUCUGCUGUACUGGAGAAUCCUCACUGUAAACUGGAGGAACUGUGGUUGUGGGAUUGUGGUGUCACAGAUGAAGGUUGUGCUGCUCUGGCUUCAGCUCUGAGAUCAAACCCCUCACACCUGGGACAACUGAAUCUGUCUAGGAAUAAUCUAGGAGACUCAGGAGUGAAGAUGAUUUCUGCUGUACUGGAGAAUCCUCACUGUAAACUGGAGGAACUGAGGUUGAGGGAUUGUGGUGUCACAGAUGAAGGUUGUGCUGCUCUGGCUUCAGCUCUGAGAUCAAACCCCUCACACCUGAGAAAACUGUAUCUGUCUGGGAAUAAUCUAGGAGACUCGGGAGUGAAGAUGAUUUCUGCUGGACUGGAGAAUCCUCGCUGUAAACUGGAGGAUCUGUGGUUGAUGGAUUGUGGUGUCACAGAUGAAGGUUGUGCUGCUCUGGCUUCAGCUCUGAGAUCAAACCCCUCACACCUGAGACAACUGGAUCUGUCUGGGAAUAAACUAGGAGACUCGGGAGUGAAGAUGAUUUCUGCUGGACUGGAGAAUCCUCACUGUAAACUGGAGGAACUGUGGUUGUGGGAUUGUGGUGUCACAGAUGAAGGUUGUGCUGCUCUGGCUUCAGCUCUGAGAUCAAACCCCUCACACCUGAGAAAACUGGAUCUGUCUGAGAAUAAACUAGGAGACUCGGGAGUGAAGAUGAUUUCUGCUGUACUGGAGAAUCCUCACUGUAAACUGGAGGAACUGAGGUUGAUGGAUUGUGGUGUCACAGAUGAAGGUUGUGCUGCUCUGGCUUCAGCUCUGAGAUCAAACCCCUCACACCUGAGACAACUGGAUCUGUCUGGGAAUAAACUAGGAGACUCGGGAGUGAAGAUGAUUUCUGCUGUGCUGGAGAAUCCUCACUGUAAACUGGAGGAUCUGAGGUUGGAGUAUUGUGGUGUCACAGAUGAAGGUUGUGCUGCUCUGGCUUCAGCUCUGAGAUCAAACCCCUCACACCUGAGAGAACUGAAUCUGUCUUGGAAUAAUCUAGGAGACUCGGGAGUGAAGAUGAUUUCUGCUGUACUGGAGAAUCCUCACUGUAAACUGGAGGAUCUGAGGUUGUGGGAUUGUGGUGUCACAGAUGAAGGUUGUGCUGCUCUGGCUUCAGCUCUGAGAUCAAACCCCUCACACCUGAGAAAACUGAAUCUGUCUGGGAAUAAACUAGGAGACUCGGGAGUGAAGCUGAUUUCUGCUGGACUGGAGAAUCCUCACUGUAAACUGGAGGAUCUGAGGUUGAGGGAUUGUGGUGUCACAGAUGAAGGUUGUGCUGCUCUGGCUUCAGCUCUGAGAUCAAACCCCUCACACCUGAGAAAACUGUAUCUGUCUUGGAAUAAACUAGGAGACUCGGGAGUGAAGAUGAUUUCUGCUGUACUGAAGAAUCCUCACUGUAAACUGGAGGAACUGUGGUUGAUGGAUUGUGGUGUCACAGAUGAAGGUUGUGCUGCUCUGGCUUCAGCUCUGAGAUCAAACCCCUCACACCUGAGAGAACUGGAUCUAUCUGAGAAUAAACUAGGAGACUCAGGAGUGAAGAUGAUUUCUGCUGUACUGGAGAAUCCUCACUGUAAACUGGAGGAACUGAGGUUGAUGGAUUGUGGUGUCACAGAUGAAGGUUGUGCUGCUCUGGCUUCAGCUCUGAGAUCAAACCCCUCACACCUGAGACAACUGGAUCUGUCUGGGAAUAAACUAGGAGACUCGGGAGUGAAGAUGAUUUCUGCUGUGCUGGAGAAUCCUCACUGUAAACUGGAGGAUCUGAGGUUGAAGGAUUGUGGUGUCACAGAUGAAGGUUGUGCUGCUCUGGCUUCAGCUCUGAGAUCAAACCCCUCACACCUGAGAAAACUGGAUCUGUCUAGGAAUAAACUAGGAGACUCGGGAGUGAAGCUGAUUUCUGCUGUACUGGAGAAUCCUCACUGUAAACUGGAGAAACUAGAGUUGUGGGAUUGUGGUGUCACAGAUGAAGGUUGUGCUGCUCUGGCUUCAGCUCUGAGAUCAAACCCCUCACACCUGAGAAAACUGUAUCUGUCUGGGAAUAAACUAGGAGACUCGGGAGUGAAGAUGAUUUCUGCUGGACUGGAGAAUCCUCACUGUAAACUGGAGGAUCUGAGGUUGUGGGAUUGUGGUGUCACAGAUGAAGGUUGUGCUGCUCUGGCUUCAGCUCUGAGAUCAAACCCCUCACACCUGAGAAAACUGAAUCUGUCUUGGAAUAAACUAGGAGACUCGGGAGUGAAGAUGAUUUCUGCUGUACUGGAGAAUCCUCACUGUAAACUGGAAGAACUGUGGUUGAGGGAUUGUGGUGUCACAGAUGAAGGUUGUGCUGCUCUGGCUUCAGCUCUGAGAUCAAACCCCUCACACCUGAGAGAACUGUAUCUGUCUAGGAAUAAUCUAGGAGACUCGGGAGUGAAGAUGAUUUCUGCUGGACUGGAGAAUCCUCACUGUAAACUGGAGGAUCUGGGGUUGAGGGUUUGUGGUGUCACAGAUGAAGGUUGUGCUGCUCUGGCUUCAGCUCUGAGAUCAAACCCCUCACACCUGAGAAAACUGGAUCUGUCUUGGAAUAAACUAGGAGACUCGGGAGUGAAGAUGAUUUCUGCUGUACUGGAGAAUCCUCACUGUAAACUGGAGAAUCUGUGGUUGGAGUAUUGUGGUGUCACAGAUGAAGGUUGUGCUGCUCUGGCUUCAGCUCUGAGAUCAAACCCCUCACACCUGAGAGAACUGAAUCUGUCUUGGAAUAAUCUAGGAGACUCGGGAGUGAAGCUGAUUUCUGCUGUACUGGAGAAUCCUCACUGUAAACUGGAGGAACUAGAGUUGAGGGUUUGUGGUGUCACAGAUGAAGGUUGUGCUGCUCUGGCUUCAGCUCUGAGAUCAAACCCCUCACACCUGAGACAACUGUAUCUGUCUGUGAAUAAACUAGGAGACUUGGGAGUGAAGAUGAUUUCUGCUGUACUGGAGAAUCCUCACUGUAAACUGGAGAAACUGUGGUUGUGGUAUUGUGGUGUCACAGAUGAAGGUUGUGCUGCUCUGGCUUCAGCUCUGAGAUCAAACCCCUCACACCUGAGAGAACUGUAUCUGUCUGGGAAUAAUCUAGGAGACUCAGGAGUGAAGAUGAUUUCUGCUGUACUGGAGAAUCUUCACUGUAAACUGGAGGAACUGUGGUUGAGGGAUUGUGGUGUCACAGAUGAAGGUUGUGCUGCUCUGGCUUCAGCUCUGAGAUCAAACCCCUCACACCUGAGAGAACUGUAUCUGUCUGAGAAUAAUCUAGGAGACUCGGGAGUGAAGCUGAUUUCUGCUGUACUGGAGAAUCCUCACUGUAAACUGGAGGAACUAGAGUUGAGGGAUUGUGGUGUCACAGAUGAAGGUUGUGCUGCUCUGGCUUCAGCUCUGAGAUCAAACCCCUCACACCUGAGACAACUGGAUCUGUCUAGGAAUAAACUAGGAGACUCGGGAGUGAAGAUGAUUUCUGCUGUACUGAAGAAUCCUCACUGUAAACUGGAGAAACUGAGGUUGAGUUAUUGUGGUGUCACAGAUGAAGGUUGUGCUGCUCUGGCUUCAGCUCUGAGAUCAAACCCCUCACACCUGAGACAACUGCAUCUGUCUGAGAAUAAACUAGGAGACUCGGGAGUGAAGAUGAUUUCUGCUGGACUGGAGAAUCCUCACUGUAAACUGGAGGAACUGUGGUUGAGGGAUUGUGGUGUCACAGAUGAAGGUUGUGCUGCUCUGGCUUCAGCUCUGAGAUCAAACCCCUCACACCUGAGAGAACUGGAUCUGUCUGAGAAUAAACUAGGAGACUCAGGAGUGAAGCUGCUCUCUGAUCUGAAGGAUGAUCCACAUUAUAAACUGCAGACACUAAGGACAUGACAGUCUGAUCUCUCAUGAUCAUCUGAUGGUGAAUAAGGAUCCACUACAGAGACUCACAGUCAACAGAAUCAACAGACUGAAGAUACAGUGACUUCACUGUUAUAAAUUAAGACUUCAUUUAGAUUUCAACGAUCCUCUGACAGACCUGAUGAGGUGGCAGUGAAGCACCUUUUAUUUCAGAGCAGCAAAUUACAGUUUCUCAUUCAUUGAUUAACCAUUUUAUUUGUAUAAAUGCACUGUAUAAAUUCAAAAAGGUUGGAGUUUUGUUACAGAGAAAAUAUAGAGCCUGAAUAUAUUUGUGUUUGUGUUUUACCAGCAGAGGGAGACAAAGACAAAUGAAAGAUUAAUUUUUCAUGAUUAUGGA
Molecule: messenger RNA, 9972 nt
Organism: Ctenopharyngodon idella (grass carp)
Lineage: Eukaryota; Metazoa; Chordata; Actinopteri; Cypriniformes; Xenocyprididae
Product: protein NLRC5-like
Exons: 49
Coding region: 246-9608 (3120 amino acids)
Molecular function (GO): protein binding
Source: RefSeq, a predicted model, not a curated record